Molecule: messenger RNA, 1047 nt
Organism: Carassius auratus (goldfish)
Lineage: Eukaryota; Metazoa; Chordata; Actinopteri; Cypriniformes; Cyprinidae
Product: protein LBH-like
Exons: 3
Coding region: 145-429 (94 amino acids)
Biological process (GO): positive regulation of DNA-templated transcription
Cellular component (GO): nucleus
Source: RefSeq, a predicted model, not a curated record
GGCGCUCAUGUGCAGAUCGAGCAGCUGGAGGAGAGUGUGUCGUGUGACGGAGAUCAGCGAUAUUUCCAUCGAGCAGCAGCGGGAUAAACGCGUGUGUGCGGGUCUGCUGAUGAGCUCGCAGCUGAGCGUGUAGCGUGUGCCGUGAUGACUGACGUGAUGAUCAGCGCCACACCAAUGGACAACAUGAGGCUCAGUCCCAGCAAAGAACGCCUGACCUUCCAGAUCUUCCCGGAUCCCUCAGACUUCGAGCGCUGCUGUAAGCUGAAGGACCGUCUGCCGUCGAUCGUGGUGGAGCCAACGGAGGGCGAGGUGGAGAGCGGAGAGCUGCGCUGGCCUCCCGAGGAGUUCCUGGUGAGCGAGGAGGACGAGGACGAGGAAGAGUGCGACGGAAACCUGCAGAACGGACAGAUGCAGAACUCUCAGCACUAGAGAAGAUCGACUGACUGACACGAUCACACACACACACACAUAGAAUAGACAAUCACACCGACACACACAACAACUGAUCUACUCACAUCUAUUCCCACCUGUGUGUGUGUGUGAGGACAAAUGCUGAGUGUGUGUCAGACGAUUAUUCAUGAUGAUGAUGGUGUGAGUCUGUCCUGCGCUCAUUCCUGUUAUUACAUGCUUUCCUGAGUAACGCAGAUCCUCCAUUAGUGUCGUAUGUGGAUCUCACUGUAAAUAUAAUGUAGAUGAAGUAAGAUGUCUUUAGUGCUCAGUCUAAUCACUCCUGAAUCUGUAGGAGAACCGCAGCUGUCUUCCUGAAUGUGUUGCACAACUGACCGUGUCUCGUGUUCCUAUGGAUCUUUUGUCUCCAUCUGUGUUUGUGUGUCUGUAUGCACCAUCCAUCUAUCUACACACACACACACACACACACACGUGUAGAUGUCAGUGUUUGUGUCGCAGGUCUGUCACAGAAUCACUUCCUGUCUGUGCAGAGCGUGUGUUCAUCUGUAAAGACUCAGGGAGUUUGCUCUUAUGUUGUAUGUACACCGCUUCCUCUCUGACUGACAGAGGCUGUAAAUAAACAUCUGAAAGUGCUUUACA